GGCGCUUCCGGUGGCGGCAGGGGAGCGGGAGCGGGAGCCUGACUGCGGGGCUGCGCAGCUCGGCGCGGGACAUGGACAUUCUCAAGGCGGAGAUCAGCCGGAAGCGGCAGUUGCUGGAGGAGAAGGAGCUCAUGGGGGGAAACAGAAAAUAUUUCAAGCGCAGUGAGCUAGCUAAGAAAGAAGCGGAAGCAUACUAUGAAAGAUGUGGCUACCAGGUACAACAGAACGAGGAGGAAGAGAAACCAGUGACUUCAUCGAAUCCAGUGUUGGAGCUAGAACUGGCAGAAGAGAAGUUACCCAUGACUCUUUCCAGACAAGAGGUGAUUAGGAGGUUGAGAGAGAGAGGUGAACCAAUCAGAUUGUUUGGAGAAACAGAUUAUGAUGCAUUUCAGCGUUUGAGGAAAAUAGAAAUUCUUGCACCUGAAGUUAACAAGGGUUUGAGAAAUGACCUGAAGGCUGCUCUGGAUAAGAUUGACCAGCAGUAUCUGAAUGAAAUUGUAGGAGGUCAGGAACCAGGAGAAGAAGACACACAGAAUGAUCUGAAAGUCCAUGAAGAAAAUACUACUAUUGAAGAAUUGGAGGCUUUGGGAGAAUCCUUAGGACGAGGUGAUGAUCACAAAGACAUGGACAUCAUAACCAAAUUCUUGAAGUUUCUUCUGGGCGUCUGGGCCAAGGAGUUGAAUGCCAGAGAGGAUUACGUGAAACGCGGAGUGCAGGGGAAACUAAACAGUGCCACGCAAAAGCAGACAGAAUCCUAUCUGAGACCCCUCUUCAGAAAACUGCGGAAAAGGACUAUCCCUGCAGACAUUAAAGAAUCAAUAACAGAUAUUAUUAAAUUCAUGUUGCAAAGGGAAUACGUGAAGGCUAAUGAUGCAUACCUUCAGAUGGCCAUUGGCAAUGCUCCCUGGCCUAUUGGUGUCACUAUGGUUGGCAUCCAUGCCCGAACUGGUCGGGAAAAGAUUUUCUCUAAGCAUGUGGCCCACGUUUUGAAUGACGAGACUCAGAGGAAAUAUAUUCAGGGACUGAAGAGGCUCAUGACCAUUUGCCAGAAACACUUCCCAACAGACCCAUCCAAAUGUGUGGAGUACAAUGCUUUGUGAGUCUCUUGUCUGCCCACGGUGCAAAUCAUUUUCUGCUCUCCUAGACCCAGAGAGGGAGAAGAGAACAGCACAGUCUUAGCCGGAAAUCGACCAGAAACUUGGGGUGGGUCUGGGACAAUAGCAUAAAGCAAAGCCUUUGUCUAGAGCUUGAUUUCUACAAACCACAUCUAUUUUCAUUUCUUUUAAGCACUGUGUACAUCACCCUCAACAGAUCCUGAACCCACUUGGGAUUUUUUGGAGGCGGGGUGUCUUUAUUUUAACUGUUCUGGAAAUCAUAGGGGCCAAACUCCAUUUCUUUUCCCACAGCUCAGAAACUUAGGUCGAACUCGUCUGUUGCUUUUAUUGGACUCUUUCCAAUUGGAGGUUGGUGUGGGCAGAUGAUUAGAAGGAAACAGUUGAAACUGAAUUCUAAUUAUUUCUGUAAAUAUGAACAUUUCAAUGUCUAAUCUUUCAUGUGGUAUUUAUAAGAAAAAAGAAACAUUUCUCAGCUGAAAAGUACAACCAAA
Messenger RNA from Pelodiscus sinensis (Chinese soft-shelled turtle), 1606 nucleotides. It is a transcript of the gene PRPF18, whose product is annotated as pre-mRNA processing factor 18. Gene Ontology annotation, cellular component: U2-type post-spliceosomal complex; U4/U6 x U5 tri-snRNP complex; U5 snRNP. Lineage: Eukaryota; Metazoa; Chordata; Testudines; Trionychidae. The record is from RefSeq and is a predicted model, not a curated record. Gene Ontology annotation, biological process: generation of catalytic spliceosome for second transesterification step; RNA splicing.